AUGCUACCUCCAGAACUAGUUGAGCUCAUCGCAGACCAGCUAGAUAUUCGUUCUGUGUGUGCUUUAUCGCAGUCUAGCAAAUCGUGGAGCAGGGUUCUUUCCGACAGUGUGUUCAGAUCCAAACUACAGGAGGUGUGUCCUUGGUUCGAGCCCCAGUUUUCGCAUCGCAACACGUGGAGAGAGUGUGCGAUCGAGUAUUGUCGACGUCGGCAGGUGGGAUCGAAAUUCGCGCGUCCAAUUCGAAAAGUGGACGCUGAGGAGUUUGGAAGGUCCUUGACCAUUGUCACCAGACCUGAACUUGUGGACUCGCUUAAACUAGAAGCAGACGGGAAAGUGUUCACCAGCAAAUAUGGGAUCAGGCUUGAUUUGUCUGCUUACAGCUUGAUGGCCAACCACUUGAGCAUCCACAAACUCGUGUCGUUUCCGCAUGUGGUGGUGUUCAUAUUCAUGCUAGAAGGAGCGGAAUGUCACGUUCUGAUCAAGUAUAAGGGGUCCAAAGGCACACAUCCAGACAUAAGGCGCGUGAUUCAGGCCUCGGAAGAUAUCUAUUGUCACGUUCUAGGACGACAUGUCUUUCUGGGCUUUUCCGAGGAUCCCUAUUUUGACAAUGAUCAGCCUGGGAUCAUGUACGUGAACAACGGCGCCAUACUCAUGAAACAGGGUCAUGCUCCUCGGUUUCAAUUCACUUGUUAUGAUGGACUUCUUCUGUUCUUUGACGAAGAGUCGUACACUUCUGUGCGGAUCUCUUUGGAGAGUAUAACGGAUCACGAACCUGUCAUGGAGGAAUUUAUCAGCGGAUAUCAGUUUGGGUAUCCUAGCUACAAAGUCGGAGCUCAUGAGCAUGGAUACUACUCGAUUGAAGACAACUUUGGGAAGUUGUUUCUUGUUGAUGACUCCAGGGGAAUGAUGGUUUGUGCUGCGGAAGUGGAUUGUGGGCGGUAUCGAGUCAUCAGUGACGUCCAGAGGAAGGCUCUAGAUGAAGUCAAUGAUUCCAGCAAACAGCAAGAAACUCUGGCCAGGUUUUCAGCACGGAAAUGA
Molecule: messenger RNA, 1038 nt
Organism: Yarrowia lipolytica CLIB122
Lineage: Eukaryota; Fungi; Ascomycota; Dipodascomycetes; Dipodascales
Source: RefSeq, a predicted model, not a curated record